Vombatus ursinus (common wombat) is the source of this 912-nucleotide messenger RNA. Its product is annotated as olfactory receptor 148-like. Gene Ontology annotation, biological process: G protein-coupled receptor signaling pathway. NCBI's taxonomy places the organism in Eukaryota, Metazoa, Chordata, Mammalia, Diprotodontia, Vombatidae. Gene Ontology annotation, molecular function: olfactory receptor activity; G protein-coupled receptor activity. The record is from RefSeq and is a predicted model, not a curated record. Gene Ontology annotation, cellular component: membrane.
AUGAAGAUAAAGAACUACACAGAGGUGACUGAGUUUAUUCUCCUGGGAAUCCCUCACACAGAAGGACUGGAGAUUAUGCUCUUUGCUAUCUUCUUAUUCAUCUAUAUCUUCACCCUGCUGGGGAACUUGCUCAUCCUCUUGGCCAUCAUCUCCUCCUCUCACCUUCACACACCCAUGUAUUUUUUCUUGGGACUCUUAUCUAUUUUUGACAUAUUUUUUCCUUCAGUGAGCUCCCCCAAAUUGCUGGUCUUUCUCUCUGGAAAUAGCCGAGCCAUCUCUUAUAGGGGAUGUGCCUCCCAGCUCUUCUUCCAUCAUUUUUUGGGGUGCACUGAAGGCAUUCUAUACUCUGUGAUGUCCUAUGACCGUUUUGUUGCCAUCUGUCAUCCACUGCGCUGUGUGGUCCUUGCCACAUGUACCUCACUGAUAGGUUGUAUCCAUGCCACUAUACUGACAUCACUCACUUUCCAGUUGCCUUACUGUGGCCCUAAUGAAGUAGACUAUUACUUAUGUGACAUUCCUGUUGUCCUACCUUUGGCCUGUGCUGACAGCUCACUGGCCCAGAGGGUGGGUUUCACUAAUGUUGGCCUUUUGGCUUUGACAUUACUUUUCACUAUUAUUAUCUCCUAUACCCGCAUAGGGAUAGCCAUUUUGAGAAUCUGUUCAGCUGAAGGCAGGAGCAAAGCUUUCUCUACCUGCAGUGCCCACCUCAUUGCCAUCAUGUGUGCCUAUGGACCAAUUAUCAUCAUCUAUUUUCAGUCCACACCCAACCCUUUGCUUGGUGCUGUGGUUCAAAUUCUGAAUAACAUUGUCUCACCUAUGCUGAACUCCUUAAUCUAUUCUCUGAGAAACAAGGAAAUAAAAAGAGCCUUGAAGAGAGUUUUAUGUGGGGCAAGACUAACUGCAGAGACCUAA